Megalobrama amblycephala (Wuchang bream) is the source of this 2530-nucleotide messenger RNA. RefSeq names its product ankyrin repeat and SOCS box containing 3 (gene asb3). Gene Ontology annotation, molecular function: protein binding. The transcript has 9 exons. Lineage: Eukaryota; Metazoa; Chordata; Actinopteri; Cypriniformes; Xenocyprididae. Gene Ontology annotation, biological process: intracellular signal transduction. The coding region runs from base 886 to 2430 and encodes 514 amino acids. The record is from RefSeq and is a predicted model, not a curated record.
AAUUACAAUAGUUAAUUCGAAUGAUUUAUUUGUUUGUUCAUUCAUUCAUUUAUUUUUAUUUAUUUACUUUUAUAUUACACAAAUUAAAAUGGUAUUUAAAUGUUUUUUGACCGUUGGGACCCUGCUUGUUCAAUAGACAAGCAAUGCGUUUGUUUUAUAUGUUGCUGUUAUACGUAAUUAUAUCUAGUUAAAGAGUUGAAUGAUAAAUACUGAACAAAACAAUAACUUGGGUAGAUACAAUAUCUUCCUUUCUGUUUUAAGGAGGUGCCUGGUUUCGGUUUAGUGGGUGGAUCAAUUGAAAAUAUGUAACACGAAAUAUUGGACUUUUUUUAUAUAUAUAUAUACUGUUAUUAUUAUUUUUAUUUCCGCUUAUUUAUUUAUAGACGGAACGCAAAGUAACACAUGUUUGUUCCAGCCGGAGCCCUGAAUCAGCCAAUCAGAAAACAUCAUCGCAGGAAUUUCCGUUAAAAAAUACUUCGUCCCAAAACGAAUGGAAUGUGGAUUCUGUCAUCAUACAUUUAUGUGUUUACAGAUGCUUUAGAACUGCAUCAUGAUUAUCGAUUUAUCUUUUUGUUGUCUUGUGGACAUUCAAAGUGGGAAAGUGAACUAGAUUACUAGUAAACUUAAGGUGGCACAGCACUAAACUGGUUAUUUUGCAAUCAAAGCACCGUUAUCUGCCCAGCUUAUCGAUGUAACCUAGUGUGCACUUGACUUACUGCGUUAUAGAGAUUGAGCCUGUGGUACUGCGAUAUAAGGCAGGUGUAAUUCAAGAUCUAGAACUGUCAAUUUACACUCAGCCUAGCGCCACUGUGUGUAAAUUAUAUAGAAUGAACUAUUUUAGUAAUGUUUGAGAGAUAGUGUUGUGUUAAAGGUGAAAAAUAAGCGAUGGACUUCACGGAGUGCUAUGGAGACACCUGUUCAGCCGUCGCGCUGGCAGCCCGGGAAGGGAAAGGUCGACGGGUACAGAAGCUCAUCCAGAGAGGCUUCGCGGUGGACGUAAAAGAUAACCGGGGCUGGAACGCCCUGCAUGAGGCAGCAGCGGCUGGAUCAGCGGAGUGUGUGCGGCUGCUCCUCCCUGCAGCCGUGAAUUGCGAAGACUACGUCAACACUUUGACACACAACUCAGAGACUCCUCUUUACUUUGCUGCGAGGAAUGGACACCUCCGGGCAGUGAAGUGGCUAAUCAAAGGUGGUGCGGACAUUAACAGGACAACCAAUGAGCUCUCUUGUCCCCUCUUUGCAGAUGGUGGGUACAAAGAUGUGGUGGAGCUGCUGGUGCAAAAUGGAGCGGAAGUCAAUGGGACUCACUCGGUUUCCGGCUGGUCUUGUCUCCAUCAAGCUGUUUACAAGGGCCAUACUGAGAUUGUGAGAUUCCUGGUGAGCAUGUGCUCUCUGGAGGCAGUGGAUGACUAUGGGAUCACACCAUUAUUUGUUGCUGCACAAUAUGGACAUCACCAAUGCUUAGAGAUUCUUGCAAAUGCUGGGGCAAAUGUGAACUGCCAAGCAAAUGAUCUGGCCACACCGCUGCUCAUUGCUGCUCAGGAGGGCCACGUACGGUGUGUGGAGGUCUUACUGGCCCAUGGAGCUGACCCCAACCUGUACUGCAAUGAGGACUGCUGGCAGCUACCCAUCCAUGCUGCGGCCCAGUUCAGUCGGCUUAGCAUUUUAGAGAAGCUGAUUCCAGUAACGAAACGAGAAUGUGACCAGGGUGAAGGAAAGGUCAGUCCAGUUUAUUUGGCAGUACUUAGCGGACAAGCGGACAGCCUUCGGGCUUUGCUAAAGAAGGGCUACAGUCCAGAUGCCCAGAGCUGUCGACAGUUUGGCUACAGCUGCCCUUUGGACAUGGCUCUGUGGUGCAACUCUUGGAAUUUGGACAGCGAGUAUCACCAGACACGUGAGAUCACUCUGAUGCUCUUGGCUGCAGGGGCCCACGUAAGCAUGGGCAUCUAUGCCUUUGCAUUACAGGGUCAUGUACCAGAGCACCUGCCCUUGAUCCUGGAGCACGCUGGCCUUCCUCAGGGUGACCGACUCGGAGAGCUGGCCAAUAGAGCCCUUGCUGAGCUGCAGAGUGCCUCUUUUUGGCUCCCCCUGCUGCUCAAAGCAGGAAUGGACCCCAUGCUGCUGCUACAGGACAAAAUGCUUGAAGAAGCUGAGAACAGAGUGCUUAAUUUCUUUCUGGAGUUCAUUAAUUGGAAGACUCUGCCCUCCGCAAUGCUUCAGAUUCUCUCUCACCGUCGAGCAGAUGGCACCUGGACGCCACGGAAGCAUUUUGAAUCAGUCCCUGCCCUCACUCAUCUGUGCAGGCUGGCAGUGCGGGCAUCGGUGGGCAGCAAUGCUCUGUCUAAGACCUCCUUCAUACAACAGCUGCCCGUCCCCACACUGCUCCAGUACUACCUUCAGUUCAGCGACGUCUCAGGCUUGCUUAAAUAGCGGCCUGACUGUCAUCUGUGGCUAAUUAAGUUAUCUCGACUUGCUCCACUGCAGUAUUUUGUAUAUAAUGUUAAUAAAAUUUUAAUGACUGCUCAAUGAA